AUGACCAAUCGUCCAUGGUUAUCUGAUACAUCUCGGUUACAAGUAUUACGCACAAAUGUUUCUUUUUCAGAACAAUUAAAGAUACCUCGACCGAUCAUUGACUUGUCAAACAUUCAUAAUGAGAAGCUAAGGAACGUCAUUAUCGUUGGCGUGAGAGAAGGAAAGUCAUUUGAAGAUAUGACAAUGGCCUUACGUAUGCAGGUCACCGAUACAGGCUUUAAUCCACUUGCUCUCGAACAAAAUCCACCGUCUGCGCAUCCAAACUGGCUUCCUCUCCAAUAUAUCGGCCCAAGACCAACAAAUAUCUCUACCAUCGAGUUACUUCAACGAGAAGCCGACAAACUAUCGUGGCACGUCGUCGAUCGCGCAACAAAAACCGAAUCCGCAUUAAAUAUAACAUUAUUGGAACUUGUUAAAAUCCUCGGUGACCAGCCUUUCGCUAGUAACCAAAGCAGCAUUGCGUCCAUUUCGUACAGAAUAAACAACUCUGAAAUUCAUAAAAAGCGAUCAAAUAUUCACAAACGUUAUAUCAUUGGCUCAGAUAAUCGCGCACCCGUCUACAACUCCGAAGUAUACCCUAUCCGCACUGUGGGAUAUAUAGCUAGUGAAUGCACUGGAACAUUGAUCGCGCCUAAUGUAGUGUUGACAGCAGGUCAUUGUCUACAUGAUGGCACAAAUUGGUACAAAAAUCUUUCUGUCUCACCUGUUCAAGACGGCCCAGUGCCUAAUCCAAUUUUCGGUCAGAUCAACUGGGCGCAAGCAUGGACAGUGAAAGGAUGGACCGAAUAUAAAGAUAAGGAAUACGAUUAUGGGUUGAUUAUUUUGGAGCGUGAUGCUGAUGAUGACUGGAUGAGUUUUGGUUGGAACAACCAGAUCAACGAAGGGUGGGGUUUUAAUAUUAUCGAAUAUCCCGGAGAUAAGGCUUUCACUACGAUGUGGUGGGAAUAUUGUCCUGUUAACUAUACAGGAGAACUAGAGCUCGAACAUUUUUGCGAUAUUGUCCCACGUGCGUCUGGCUCUGGUCUAUAUGUUUACCGCCCUCAAGACGAGGCACGUAUAAUAUAUUCCGUGCAAUCACAUCAAGCUUAUUCGCCAAGUUUUCCAG
Molecule: messenger RNA, 1105 nt
Organism: Ambispora gerdemannii
Lineage: Eukaryota; Fungi; Glomeromycota; Glomeromycetes; Archaeosporales; Ambisporaceae
Source: the annotation of a GenBank genome assembly